AUGAGCUGUUUUUCCUCCUCCGGAUCGACUCAGCGAAUGUUCCAGCUAAAAUUUGACCUGCUCACCGGCAACUCGGAAUGGUUAGUCAUAGAAGAAAACGAAACUGCAGAAGUCGGAAACCGGAAACCCCUCAUCGGUACUAAGUCGUAUCUAGACAUGCUAAAUGACACCCCGCGAAACAAAACCUUCCGUCAAGCAAUUGAGAAGACCACUAAACCUUGCCACGUUCUUGAUAUUGGUAUAGGAACUGGCUUGUCAUCCAUGAUGGCCGCUCGGGCAAUGAGAUUUGGUGAUUCAGAGGAGAGCUCUGGUGCAAGUCGUACCUUCCCACAGUGA
This is a messenger RNA of Fraxinus pennsylvanica, 336 nucleotides long. The record is from the annotation of a GenBank genome assembly. NCBI's taxonomy places the organism in Eukaryota, Viridiplantae, Streptophyta, Magnoliopsida, Lamiales, Oleaceae.